UGUAUGUUUCAGAAGAUUGUGUUACAAAAAAAUCUUUCGUUAACCAUUAAAAAAUUGCAAGUUUUGAAUUUAUAUUUAUACUAAAAAUUGUUUCUGUUAAAGUAAAUGCAAUGGAACCCUAAAAAAAGGAAAAAAAACAGUCAAAAACGCUGUUAAAAUAACUUUAAGCUCAAGUGACAGCUUUGUAUGAAAUAUAAUUAUAUAAUAUAUUUUUAUAGAUAUAUAUAACAAUAUAUAUGUGUAUUCGAGUAUAUGGUUAAACAAUCAAGAAGUCAAAAUGGGAACUGUGUUGAGUUUUAAUCCACGGGAUCGCCAUCCAAUAUAUUCAUCUCAGCCGAAUUUUCAAUAUAACCAUUCAACUGAUAUAAAAAACGAAAAUGUUAAUACUGGAUCAAUUGAUUCACAUCUAAACAAUUAUUCGUAUGAGCAAUUAAAUAAUGCUAAAAACCGAGAAAACAAAAAAUCGGUCUGCCAUCAACUGUCAAAGAACAUUAUAGGACAACAAGGAACCUAUACUGGAGUACAUAUUAAUUUGCAGGCUCAAUCCCAGUUGGGCUCACACCACUUACACAAUUUGGCAAACUCGUCUAAAGAUACUAUAACAAAUGUUCUAGAUACUCAAAACGAAAACGGAGCCAUUAAAUCAGAAAAAAGCUCUAUUGAUAAAAACCUAAAGAAACAUUCAAUUUUUAUUAAUGCCCUUUCGUGGAAAAAACUAUCAACAUCGCAUAACAAGAAAAAAAUCGACAACAAAAAUAAAUGUGCAAACCUACCCACAGCGUGCUUUAAGUCACAGUUUUUAGAGUCCACUUUCGCAUCAUCGUCUGAUAAGAAUCGAAACAUCCAACUACAAUGCAAUCGAAUAGAAGAGCGUAAUCAACCGAACUACAAUCAACCUCUGGAUACACAAGAAGAUUUAGGAACGGGAACAGCCAAAUCUCAAAACCCUUCUAAAGUCAAGGACUCUAUCAAAGUUAAUAACAAAAAUUCAAUAUGUAAUCACAAUAAAUUGAUUCAAAAACAGCCCUUAACGCUAACCCUGCCACAGCAAAUGCAACCAUCUUCAAUGCAGUUCAAGAACAAUAAUCAGAUUCCUCGGAAAACUGUAAUUCAGGCAUCUACUUCAGAAUUGCUGAAGUGCUUAGGAAUUUUUCUACAUUGUCGCUGCCAAAGACUUAGUAACUUCGAUGCUGGCGAUGCUGUGAUGUGGCUAAGAGCAGUUGAUCGUAGUUUAUUGCUGCAAGGAUGGCAGGAUGUCGCAUUUAUUAACCCGGCAAAUGUUGUUUUUGUAUACAUGCUAGUUCGUGAUUUGGUUGAUGGAGAGGAAUCCAAAGAAUCGGACCUACAAGCUUCAGUGCUAACCUGCUUGUAUCUCUCAUACUCAUAUAUGGGAAAUGAAAUAAGUUAUCCUCUUAAGCCGUUUUUGGUUGAAGACUCAAAGGACAAGUUUUGGGACAGGUGUCUAGUAAUUGUGAAUAAAUUAAGCGAUAAAAUGCUAAAAAUAAAUGCAGAGCCUGGGUUUUUUACGGAAGUUUUCACUGAACUGAAGUCUUGUGGUCAAUAUCAUCCCACUAUAAAAAAAUCUUCUUUUGGAGGAGCCUGACGGAUGGAUGACAGAGAGGAUAUUGUAAACCUCUCAUUAUCUGCGCAUCGGCAGAGCUUUACGG
Messenger RNA from Drosophila obscura, 1667 nucleotides. RefSeq names its product cyclin-dependent kinase 5 activator 1 (gene Cdk5alpha). The record is from RefSeq and is a predicted model, not a curated record. The coding region runs from base 278 to 1603 and encodes 441 amino acids. Gene Ontology annotation, biological process: activation of protein kinase activity; positive regulation of cyclin-dependent protein serine/threonine kinase activity. Gene Ontology annotation, molecular function: cyclin-dependent protein serine/threonine kinase activator activity; protein kinase binding. Gene Ontology annotation, cellular component: protein kinase 5 complex; cytoplasm. NCBI's taxonomy places the organism in Eukaryota, Metazoa, Arthropoda, Insecta, Diptera, Drosophilidae. The transcript is spliced from 5 exons.